AGGGCUUCCCUACAGCUCCGGUAUCAACUGAUACACUACUUGUACACACUUCUAUACCGGUCCUAUGUCUACGGCGAUACUGUGGUCCGACCACUGCAUCAUGAAUGGCCACUGGAUAAUAAUACAUAUGGCAUCGACACCCAGUUCCUAUGGGGUGGCAAUAUAUUGAUAUCGCCUUUCCUUUUCCAGAACCAAAAGGAGGUGAAGGCAUACCUACCCCCGAGUGUGCGCUGGUAUGAAGUGAAACCCCAAUUGAAAAUAGCGCCACAAACAGGUCAGGUGACUAUACCGGACUCCCAGCCCAACGGUCCGCCGCCCAUACACUUCAGGGAUCACAGCAUCAUACCGAUGGUCACCGACAGUCAACUCAUAUCCACGUCGCAGGACUCCAUCAAUAUCAUCGACUUAGUAGCCCUUCCCUGUCAUCAUCAGGAGGGCUCCGGUGAACUGUUUUGGGACGACAGGGAGAGUAUCGGCACCAUUGAG
This is a messenger RNA of Oppiella nova, 486 nucleotides long. The record is from the annotation of a GenBank genome assembly. NCBI's taxonomy places the organism in Eukaryota, Metazoa, Arthropoda, Arachnida, Sarcoptiformes, Oppiidae.